UGUUUUAUGAAUACAUUGCAUGUGAUUAUCAUUAUUAUAUUAUUCAUCAUUAAGUAUAUUAUGAUUACUUUACAAACAAAUGCAGUCUCUGUUCACUAAUAGACAUAACAGUAAUAGACAUAUAUUGUUGACAUAAGUGUAUAAGUAAUAGAGAUGACUAUUCACUGUAAUGACAAUUGUGUUCAAUAUUAAGAUUCAUAUGAAUUAUUGAAAUUAUAUGAGGUAUGAAAGAGUCAUUCAAGUCAUGUGUCACCCAUUGAUCCGUUGAGAUAUGGGUUGUUGUCUUCCAAUCGGUUCCCACGACAAGACCGACGAGAGGGAGGGGUCGGUGAGCGGUGGCAGUGGUGUUGGCGGUGGUGUUGGCGGUGGUGUGGGAGGAGUGGCGGUGAGUGCGAGCGAACAAAGCCGACGAUCCAAACGCAUAGACCAGAUGUUGGCGAAAGACAAGCGACUGAUGCGCCGACAGGUGAAGGUGUUGUUGUUGGGCGCGGGCGAGUCGGGAAAGUCGACUUUCCUGAAGCAGAUGCGACUGAUCCACGGCCACAGUCUGGUGGACGACACUCACACCGUUGACCACUACAGACACACCAUCUUCUCCAAUGUCAUCAAAGGCAUGAAAGUGCUGAUCGACGCCCGACUCAAACUGGGCAUCGAUUGGGGACAACAAGACAGCCAACGACACGCCCAACACGUCUUCUCCAUCGACAGCACAGCGACCAUCACUUCAGCACUCUUUGCACAAUACAUGCCAUCGAUUCGCCAGCUCUGGGCCGACGACGGCAUCAGACAUGCCUUCGACCGCAGAAUUGAAUUCCAAUUGAGCGAUGGCGUGCGGUAUCUGUUUGACAACAUUGAGCGCAUCGGUGCCCAGGACUACGAGCCCACGAAUCAAGACAUUCUGUACUCACGUAAGGCUACCAAAGGGAUCGCAGAAUACUGUGUGACCAUCAAUAAGAUACCGUUCCGUUUUGUGGACGUCGGCGGACAGCGAUCGCAGCGCCAGAAGUGGUUCCAGUGUUUCGAGUCGGUCACGAGUAUAGUGUUUAUAGUGUCGUCUUCAGAGUACGAUCAGGUGCUGCUCGAAGACCGCGACAAGAAUCGGCUCCGGGAGUCGCAGAACAUCUUCGAGACUAUAGUCAACAACCGAUGCUUUACUGAAGUGUCUUAUAUUUUAUUUCUCAACAAAACCGAUCUUUUGGAAGAAAAGCUCAAAUUGGUGAGAAUGAAGCGCAAACACACCGAUGCUGCUGGUGGUGGUGGUGGUGGUGGUGGUGGCGGUGGCACUGGCGGCUGUCACAACCCCGUAGUCGUAGUCAACGCUCAUUCAGCGACGGAUCGAUUACACGAUCGCCACAACAGUAUUCGUCACAACAAUCAUCACACGAUUGAUCACUACUUCCCAGAGUUUGGUGGCGGAGAUCCCACAGACUUGUCGACCGUCCAGUCAUUUAUUCUGCAACUCUUUGAGUGCGUCCGCAGAGAUAAACGAAAACAACUGUACCAUCACUUCACCACUGCUGUCGACACUGAAAACAUUAAGUAUGUGUUCAGAGACGUCAGGAAUACUAUACUCCAGUCAAACAUCACUCAACUAAUGCUGCAAUAG
Messenger RNA from Oppiella nova, 1606 nucleotides. The record is from the annotation of a GenBank genome assembly. Lineage: Eukaryota; Metazoa; Arthropoda; Arachnida; Sarcoptiformes; Oppiidae.